GUCUUCCAGAGCUUCCGCAGCUUUUGUCAGCUCAGUUCAGAAUAACUUCUGAAUUUAUGGAGAACCUACCGGUUGACCUUUUAGGAUGGAAACCUGUGUCUUAACAUGGUAUCAGAGCCAAAUCGAUCCAUGGUGUGGGACUCCUUAUGAAGAAUGAUGACACGAUUAUAAAAUGGCCGGAUAAAAAAACCGGAUCGAUGAAAAAAAUGAAUGAUGACACGAUAUAGACGAAGUGUUUGGUCGUAAGGAGGGGUUUUGAAUGUCCCACACCGGAAACGUUUGGAUGAACAAAGUGUUAUAUUAACACAUGAGCUAGUACUUCUCUUAUCAGACUGACCUUUUAGGUGGAACCCGUGUCUUGACAAGUGCACAACUUUGUCGUUGAUUGAUCAGGGUAAUCGGCGUUUGGAAAUUGAAACUCUCCUACCAGGUUGGAAAUGACACACAAACGGCUAAGAACCACCAAGACAGUACGUGCCUCAAGUUGUCAAUCGAAUUCAGGGCCUCCACAACACAUUCAAAAUAAGGAACAAUCAAUUUCUCACUUCCAAAAUAAGGAACAACCAGUUUCAUCACUGAAUAAUGUUCAUCCUCUCAAUGAAGAAGUGGAGCAAGUCACCGUUCCACCAAAGGCUAAAAAGCUUCAAGGUUACACACGUAUAGCUGAGAUAUGGGAUUUGAACAAAGAGGAACAAGUGAUAGUUGACGUGAAUGCUCACCAUAUACCAAUAGGUGAUUCAGCUGCAAAGCUAACAAGAUUCAUUGGUACCAUGGUUAGAAUGUUUGAUUUUGCUCCCUUGAAUUACACAACUUGGUCUCAACUUCCAAUUAGAAAGAAGGAAGAAAUGUGGGUGACUGUGAAGUCUAGGAGAAGUUUCAAUUUAAAACAUUGGACGGAAAAGUGGUUAUAGAUGGAGAGCCAUUUAAAUGUAUAAAAGUGUGGGCACUUGGCAACAUGAAUGCUAAGUGGAGGUACUGGAAAUGGAAGAAAAUGAUUUAUAAAUGUCCCCUUUGAUCAAGGGACAUUCCAGUUCUUGCACAAAAAUUGUUUGAGCAGGUAUUAUACUUCUUAGCAAAAGAAAACGUAACAUCUUUUGGACAACAAGUUGAACUUUGGAUUUGUCAUUCAAAUCAAUUAUUAGAUGAAAUUUGGAUUUAUUAAUAUUUAGUAAUGAAGCUUAUUUUGGUUAUUACUACUGGAUGAUUAUUAUAUUUGUUACAUAUGAAUGUAAAGACUUUACAUAUAAAGACUUUUACUAGAAAUUUGGAUUUAUAACUUUGGAUUUGUUACUACUUGGUGAUUAUUAUCAAGUUUAUAAAAGACUUUCAUUAGAAAUUU
This is a messenger RNA of Cuscuta epithymum, 1339 nucleotides long. Lineage: Eukaryota; Viridiplantae; Streptophyta; Magnoliopsida; Solanales; Convolvulaceae. The record is from the annotation of a GenBank genome assembly.